Molecule: messenger RNA, 666 nt
Organism: Oppiella nova
Lineage: Eukaryota; Metazoa; Arthropoda; Arachnida; Sarcoptiformes; Oppiidae
Source: the annotation of a GenBank genome assembly
AUGACUUCGAAGAAUGGCAUCAACUCUGGAGGGAAGGGCUGUCGCGCCAAAGCACUCAUAGCUGUGGCGAACCAGUCGGACGACCCGUUACUCCAAGUGAACCCAAGUGUCCGCACAUUCGUCGACCACAACGGACGCCAACACCGACUCGAGUGUCACCGAUGGGACCAAUUGGACGCCGAGACUCAGCAGUGGAUUCAAGACGUGACGGAACACAACAUGAAGUCAUUCUACGAGUCGUCGUCUUGUGGUUGGAAUCGAUCGCAGAAGGAGAAGGAGUUGAGACACUCGACGGCCCGGCAUUUGGUGGUCCGCUCUGAAGAGGACAACCGUUUGGUAGCCUUCAGUCACUUCCGGUUCGAGACGGGAGGCCAGGAGUCGGAGUGCUGUGUCUACUGCUAUGAACUGCAGGUCGAGGCCAGUCAUCAGCGGUCAGGAGUGGGUCGCCAUCUUAUGGAAGUCCUCUACGAGAUUGCCGUCGCCUUCCGAAUGAGGAAAGUGAUGCUAACUGUCUUCGACUGCAACUCAAUUGCUAUGCAUUUCUACACCCAUUCACUGAAAUACCGGAUCGACAGGUCGUCCCCCAGUCGCUGCCAAAUGACCGCCGAUUACCAGAUCCUCUGCCAUAACGUCACUCAAUCCAAACUAAUCACCAACACCAAUUGA